UAAUUUGCUAUAAGCACUAUUUUAACUUAGCUGCAGGAUCUUUUUAUUCCUGAGAAUUUUUUUUCACUAAUAUUUUUUUAUAUAUAUAUUUUGUGUGCAUCAUCCACUUUUUUUUCUUCUUUGAUUGAUUUGCAACUUUGACUAGGGAUACAGAUCCUAAGCAAGACCACAAUGAGAAACCUCAGGAUGUUCGUGAGCAGAAGCUAGCGAGAGUAACAGUUCUCUUCCUCCAUCUCUCUUCCCCAGGAUCACAGAGGGAGAGAUGCAAGGGGAAAGGAAAUGGCACGCUCUGCUGGCCAUCUCAUUAUUGCUGAUAACAUCUUCAGCUCACGGUAACAGAGAAGUGCGAGAGAAGGAAAGGGCAACUCUCCUAGACGUCAUUGUUCGAGCUAUUGGGGACAGUAAUAAUAACAGAGAAAAAGUCAUUUCUAGGCGGCACACCGAGGGGGCUGAGUACUCUGCGGACCAAAACAACCAAAGACUUUCCUCUAGGGAGAGAACAACUUUUGUGACAAAGCCGAGCAGUAAGCGACCAAUAGAAAUAUUUUCUCGAGAUCCCAACCUAAAAGACAAGUUCAUUCAACAUUUUACAGCAGGUCCAGUUACAUUUUCUGCUGAGUGUAACAAGCAUUUCCAUCGACUCUACCAUAACACAAGGGAGUGUUCAACACCAAUUUAUUAUAAAAGAUGUGCAAGGCUACUAACACGUCUGGCUAUGAGCCCCUUAUGUUCACAAUCCUAAAUGGUUAUGGGAUCUUGAAUAUUUUAAACAGAACUCUGAUUUGCCAAGAAUGUGCCUUGAAAAUGUCUCCAAGAUAGGACUGAUGAUUUAACCCACGAUGAUCUAACUUACAAGAUACAUCUUAUUUUCUCUAUGUUGAACAUUCCAUUGUCAUGUGAAUAAAACAUUUUGUUUUCAUGUUUAAUUAUGUUGCUCAGAGCUAAAAAUAUCAACUAUUUAUUUAAAUACAUUGUAUAUAAUAUUUACAAAUAAUAUACAAAAUAUAUGUUAUAACCACUUGCAGUCA
Messenger RNA from Bombina bombina (fire-bellied toad), 1028 nucleotides. RefSeq names its product ALK and LTK ligand 1 (gene ALKAL1). The record is from RefSeq and is a predicted model, not a curated record. NCBI's taxonomy places the organism in Eukaryota, Metazoa, Chordata, Amphibia, Anura, Bombinatoridae. Bases 263 to 742 code for a protein of 159 amino acids. Gene Ontology annotation, biological process: positive regulation of ERK1 and ERK2 cascade; positive regulation of ERK5 cascade. The transcript is spliced from 5 exons. Gene Ontology annotation, molecular function: receptor tyrosine kinase binding; receptor signaling protein tyrosine kinase activator activity.